This is a messenger RNA of Penicillium paradoxum, 4491 nucleotides long. RefSeq lists its product as uncharacterized. The coding region runs from base 1 to 4491 and encodes 1496 amino acids. The record is from RefSeq and is a predicted model, not a curated record. Gene Ontology annotation, molecular function: nucleic acid binding; ATP binding; 3'-5' DNA helicase activity. Gene Ontology annotation, biological process: DNA replication; double-strand break repair via homologous recombination. Gene Ontology annotation, cellular component: chromosome; RecQ family helicase-topoisomerase III complex; cytoplasm. Lineage: Eukaryota; Fungi; Ascomycota; Eurotiomycetes; Eurotiales; Aspergillaceae. The transcript is spliced from 4 exons.
AUGACGAAGAAUAACUUAGCGACUCAUCUCAAAUGGUUAUUGACCCAAGGGAAACCUCCGUGCGCCCCUCUGGCUCAACCCGGCUUACCUGGACGCGACAAUCGCGUACUGCCGCAACCGCCUUCCCCCGCCAACGAGUUCGCAGCACUUGAUGAUAUCCUUGAAGACGUGGAGAAUGAGACAGACGAAGCGAUGGCUAGAUUGCUGCCCCAAUCUGCGAGAAAACCUCGAAUGCUAAGCCGAAAUGACACGGUUCCAACGAAUGCCCCAUCACCUUCGAAGAGACGAACUUCGCCUAAGCAAUCAAGCAUAGCUCGAGAUUCAUUCCGUGAACCACCACUAUCAUCGUACAAACCUCCACGACAAAAACCUACUCCGCUGCGCUCAGAAAGCUUCAACAUUCCUGGACGCGAUGACAUUGAAUCGAUUGAUUUGACAGGGGAGCUCGAUCGUUCCACGUUGUCAUCGGAUACAGUCAAACUCGGAGAGUCGCGCAGGUCAUGGGCAGAAGAAAGCACGCCAUGUGGAACCCGUGAGAAACGCGGCAAGAAGCGCAAGAGUGACGAGUAUACAUCUGACCUUCUUUCGCCGUCCAAACAUGGAACGAAAGUGCGAACUCCAUCCAAAGCAUCCCGACUCACGCCUGCAAUGGAUAUUCUAUCGGGACAGUCCACAUUUGCACUUCAAUCAACCCAAGUGAAUCCUCCAAGCGCAGUGAAACGAUCCCAAGAUCAGCCAGACGUGGCUCCACAAAGCCACCGGAAACGAGUCAUUGCAGAUUCGGAUGAUGACGAUAAUCUCUUUGACGACUGGAUUGACAAUGAUGAUGCGGCCGAUGAAAUGGUUCUGGACGCCGAUGAGAGUUUUUACCCCAUACUCCCUAAGAUGAGCCCGGCGGCAGAUAGAACACAGAUCGAUAUCAAGCUUUCGCGGUCAGAAUCGACACCCAAAGCACCACUUCCACCUGCAGAACCGUCAACCCGGACCAAGAAAAAGCCGAUUGCUCAAGACCCUAUACCGUCCACACCGUGGUCGAAACCAUCAAACUCGGAGGAGAAAAAUCCUGAUCUUCUAGAGUUUUUGGCUCUUGAAAAAAAUGCCUUUGGACAUGCAAUCGCCAAGUUGAGGGCGACUCUGCAGAAGAAUUCCGAAAUAGUUUAUCAACAGGCCAUGGAAGGCCAGCCAGUCCCAGAAUUGAUCGCCGAGAACAAGAAUCUUGUCUCUCAAAUUGACACAAUUGAAUCAUUACAAAAGAAUCAGAACAUACACAAAGGCCAUGUCUCUCGCAAGCAGGACCUGAAGCAAAAAUUGAUACGCGCCAUCUCACAAGGUCUUGAUCCAACUACAAUGCCAGAAGAACUUGCGCAGAGCCGAACAGUUGAAGCAGAGUUAGAGCAAAUCGAAACAAAAGUCUGUCAACUUCUAUCUCAAGUUAACAUACUUGAGUUGGUACACGAUUAUCCCUCCAUGGAACAUACCCAUCCAGCCCCUGACAACCGUGCAGUCACGCGGAAGCCACUCCCUCUCUCUUCUUUCGCUUCUCAGCAGGUCUAUUCAGACUCAGAAUCUCACAAUCACCAACAGUUGCCUCUUACAAGUCUCAAAAAGACGAAAGAGAUACCUCGGCCGAACAGCAAUGAAAAUUUGAUUUCUCGCAAUAUGGGCACUCCUCCGAUUGCUUCUAUCGAUUUUGAUGAAUUUGACUGGAAUGUUAGCGACGAUGAGAUAUUAGAGGCCGCAGGGGGCAUUCAUGCUGCUCACCAGAUACCUGUUCGUGAUCAAGCUAGUCAAAAUCGCAAAGUCUUUGCAGAGACAUCCGCGAACAUCCCAAAGGUCCCUGUUCCAAAGAAGUCACCCGGUCACAGUGCCUUCUGGUCAAACCAUCCAUGGUCUCAAGAAGUGCGAAAAGUAUUGAAGGAUCGAUUCCACCUCCGAGGAUUUCGACCAAAUCAGCUUGAGGCCAUUGACGCAACUCUUGCUGGUAAAGAUACUUUCAUUCUCAUGCCCACUGGAGGUGGCAAGUCCCUGUGCUAUCAACUGCCUUCUGUGGUAAAAGGUGGGACCACUACAGGAGUGACGAUCGUGAUAUCUCCAUUGCUGAGUUUAAUGGAGGAUCAGGUUUCACACCUGCGAAAAUUGAAUGUCAAGGCAUUCAUGGUCAACGGCGAGACCCCGUCAGAGGAAAAAUCGUGGAUCAUGAGCCAGCUCUCGAGGGGAGGUGGGGAGGGACUAGAAGUGCUGUACAUCACUCCGGAGAUGCUCAGCAAGAGCCAAGCCUUAAUUAGAGCCCUACAGAAUCUUCAUCAAGCAAAUAAACUGGCGCGUCUCGUCAUUGACGAGGCACAUUGCGUCAGUCAAUGGGGACACGAUUUCCGACCUGACUACAAAGAGCUGGGAGAGGUUCGAGCCAAGCUCCCUGGAGUGCCAGUCAUGGCCCUGACAGCCACCGCCACUGAGAAUGUCAAAGUGGACGUGAUGCACAAUCUCAAAAUCACAGAUUGUGAAGUGUUUUUACAGAGUUUCAACCGCCCUAAUCUCACUUACGAGGUACGAUCGAAGGGAAAGAAUGAUGAAGUCUUGGCCAGCAUGGCGGAAACUAUUAUGGGCUCUUACCGGAAUCAGUGUGGCAUUAUCUACUGUCUCUCGCGAAAGACGUGUGACAAGGUUGCGGAGGACCUCCGGAAACAGCACCGGCUUAAAGCACUUUCCUACCAUGCGGGUAUGACUGCAAAAGCGAAAUCGGAAGCUCAAAGCAACUGGCAGAUGGGUAGGGCUCAUAUCAUAGUUGCCACCAUUGCAUUUGGAAUGGGCAUAGACAAAGCCGAUGUGCGAUUUGUCAUGCAUCACAGUAUCCCAAAGAGCCUCGAAGGAUAUUAUCAAGAAACUGGUCGUGCUGGUCGUGAUGGCAAACGUUCUGGCUGCUACCUUUAUUACGGCUACAAAGACGCAGCAACUUUAAAGCGAAUGAUUGACUCAGGAGAUGGUAAUGGCCAGCAAAAAGCCCGUCAGAAACAAAUGUUGAGAAAUGUGGUUCAAUAUUGUGAGAACCGCAGCGAUUGCCGACGAGUUCAAGUCCUCGCCUAUUUCGCCGAAUACUUCCGCCGAGAGGACUGCAACAAUACUUGUGACAACUGCAAAUCCGAUUCAGUGUUUGAGGUCCAUGACUUCACUGAACAGGCAUCCUGGGCUAUCAAGAUUGUGCGACAAUUCCAGAACACAACGGAAAAGGUGACUGUACUAUACUGCUGUGAUAUUCUGCGUGGGGAUUGCAAACGGCCUAAAGCCCCAGAGCAUCGUAAGAUGCCAGGAUAUGGAAAGGGAGCUGACCUCGACCGCGGAGGCGCGGAACGUCUAUUCUACCGACUGCUCGGUGAAGAUGCGUUGGCAGAAGAUAACGUGAUCAAUAAAAGUGACUUUGCUAUUCAGUACAUCAUUCUCGGCCGUCGUGCCGCAGAGUAUGAAAGUGGACAACGACAAAUGAAAUUGCAGGUUCGCGCCUCGCCGAAUGGCAAGGCUAAAGCCAAGAGCAAACCCCAGAUUGCUGCACAGAAGAAAAAGUCUGGCAACCAAGGCGGCGACCCUCAGUCUACCAUGGUCUCGUCUCCAGUACUAGCUGCUCAAGAUCGUCGUCUUGAGCGGUUUCAAUACAAUGGUGCGCAGACCGCACAUUUCUCGGCCGAUGAGGAUAGUGACGGCUUUGAGCCGAUCCGAACAUCUGGCAAGCCUCGCCGCGCGAAUACACAUGAGAUGGGUCCUCCAAUCACCAGCGAUCAGAAGCUAGACCGGCUUGACCAGAUGCAUCGUGUGGUUGUGGAAGACUUCCAAGAGCAUGCCAAAAUCAUGCUCCAAGAUCUUGUGGUCAAAAUGGGUCUUCGUUGCCAGCCUUUCUCUGACCAAGUGCUACGUGAUAUGGCCAUCUCCUUCCCCAAAAAUCUUACUGAGCUUUCAGCGAUCCCGAACAUUGAUCAGGAUAAGGUGAAACGCUAUGGCCGACAGAUCCUGGGACUAGUCGAUAAUGCAAAGCGACGCUACCAGGAAAUGACGCAGGAAGCAGAAACCAGCGGCGUUAUCCCAGAUCCCAACCACCAUAAUGUCAUCAAUCUCAGUAGCAGUGAUGAGUACAGUGACGACGAUUUGUUCAUGGAUGAGGCUUCCACUUUCAACUUGGACAACCCCGUCUCAACUGCGCCACUUAAUGGAGCUGAAAGCAUUACAAGUCGCUACUUCCCUCCACCCGUAUCCCCGGGUUAUGAUUCUGCCGACGACUGGGAAUCUGGUCCUGCGCCUUCUGGCUCCAAAGGUCGCAAGCGCCAAUCUGCCAGUGGGAAACGUCCACCACGACGGAAAGGUGGCUCCACUGGCAGCUGGAAGGGCAAAGGAGCACGGUCAAAGCCCAAAUCAAGCGAUCGUGCGGCAAGCCAGUCAUCUGCGCCACGAAGGAUUGCAAAACCUAAAACUACCAAGUCCACGAUUGGAAUGAUGCCUAUCUGA